This is a messenger RNA of Chara braunii, 542 nucleotides long. Lineage: Eukaryota; Viridiplantae; Streptophyta; Charophyceae; Charales; Characeae. The record is from the annotation of a GenBank genome assembly.
CGCGCGCAAAGCGCGCGCGCAAAGGGAGGCGCGGCGCAAAGUGCGGAGAACACCGCCGCUGAGGACGAAGCAAUUGGACAGAUAGCGGUCGAUAUUAGGGACAGGGGAGAUGAACUCACGCGUAGCAGCCUUACGCCAGAAGGCAACGGCAGCCGCGAAGGCCGUCAAUGACACCUUUCACUUGACAACGGUAGUGUUUGAGCGGCACAAAGUCACUUUUACUAUAGGAGCUUCGGUAGCAUCUGCAGCGGCUGCUUGGGCUGGUUAUACGGCGAGGCAGGUCCAUCAGAAGAAGUUAGAAGACCGACUGAAGUCCAUCGAACAUGCGAUGACAAAUGUCCAUAAUAUGGAAGAAGCGCAGGUGGACGUCCUUAGGGCAGCGGUCGGAGGUGGCAUUGGGUAUCAGUCCUGUGCUGCAACCGUUGGAACGGGGUUUGUCAUUGGGUACAUGGGAUUUUGAUAUCUUUCUCAGCCACAUGGCCUUUUUGGCUAUAAUAAGGGCGAUAAGAAGAUCAACUCUGGCAUCUGAUGCCUUGAACAGG